Messenger RNA from Salvia splendens (bonfire salvia), 1545 nucleotides. Its product is annotated as transcriptional regulator ATRX homolog. The record is from RefSeq and is a predicted model, not a curated record. Lineage: Eukaryota; Viridiplantae; Streptophyta; Magnoliopsida; Lamiales; Lamiaceae. The transcript is spliced from 3 exons. The coding region runs from base 1 to 1545 and encodes 514 amino acids.
AUGGAAAAAAAGGCAUUCGCCAGUGAAAUUCCACCUGCACCGGUCAGUCACGCAGAGGAACAAUCAGAGGAGGAAUCUUCAUCGGCGACCGCGCCGUCGGAGACCUCGGUGCCAGAUUCGGCGGAGCUCGACGCUGUCGCCGCCUAUUACGACUCCGACCCUGAGGAGCGUAAGAAAAGGAUCAGCCAUGAAGAGACAACCCAUGAAAGGAGUGGCGAAAUGGAGAGAACACCUACUGUGGGGACCGUUCGUCAAGAAAGGGUUAGGGAAGAAAUAGAUCUGAACGAAUCGGCACAGAAGCGCAGCCUUAUGACCGAUACGGAGUUUGAGUCAAUCGUGGAAGAGGUAAACCGCAGAGAAGAUACUGCUUUGAUGGCUGAGGGUCUAGACCUCGCAUCAAGGUCAGUAGGAGGGGUUGAGAAAGCCGUUACAGGAACCACACAGGAAGGUCAUACUUCCCAGUCAGUAGAAGGGAAUGAGGAAGUACAAGAAGAAGAGAAAGAGCCAGAACCAGUAGAUCCCCGAGUGGAAGUAGGGGGUGGUAGAAUGCAGGUAGGAGAGGAGGAACCAGCUGCAGAAAUCCCAGAGCCAGAACCAGAGGCGCCUCCAGUAGUGAAGCCCAAGCCCAUAAAGCGGAGCUUAAUAUUGAAGGCUGAUCCUAAGGCAGACCGGCCUAAACCGCAGAGGGUUUCGCAGAGAUGCUUGGAAAAGUCAAUAGGCCACAGGGAGACCGGUCCUACUACCCAGGAUCCAUUUUUAUCACAAGCUGAGAAAGAACCCGAAGAAGAAAAAGACGAAGUUGACAGAGAGGAAGUGAGAUACAGUGAAGAGAGAAAACGAAAGGGGAAGGCCCCUAUGAAGAAGAAGCCUAGCACCAAGAAACCGCGUCUCGGGAACACUGGCAUAGUGAUCACUGAGGCUGCUCAGAGGACCCCAUCCAGCCGACGAGAGCAGAGUGAUAGUGAGUAUGAGAUCAGUGAGGAAUCUGAAUCGACCAGUGAUACGUCCAUGGAGGAUGAGGAGUACAAGGAACAGAAACUUCCGAACGAUCAUCAGGAGUUAUUACAUCCGCCCGCAGAGAGACUCCGAUAUAAGCACUGGACAGAUCAGGAGCAGAGACAAGAAAUGAUGGAGAAAGCGAUGGAAGAACUGAGAGAAGAAAAUCAACAGUUGAAAGCGGAGGUGAUGCGAUUGGCAUCAGUGGUGGAACAAAUGUUGAAAGGGGCUGCAGAGCAGAAGUUAUUGGCUCAGAGGCAGGCCUCGAUGGAGGUGAUAGUGACAGAUUUGAAAAAGGAGAACUACAAGAUGCAGCAAUCAAUGAACAGGAUGUUAUCCAAUAUCGAUAGCAUCCUAGAAGAGAAUACUAACCAGAGGAAGGAACAAGUUGUUGAACCAAGUGGCCAUGGAGGCCGAGCUGAUGAACCGCAAGUACCUGAGACAGAAGAAAAGGAGACCGAUGUGCCGGCGCAUGCUGAGGAGCCGGCGGACUUUGACGAGAACCAAGCUGGAACUGAAAAGGAACCACCUGCACCGCCUACGCCGUGA